Messenger RNA from Trametes versicolor FP-101664 SS1, 891 nucleotides. RefSeq lists its product as uncharacterized. The coding region runs from base 1 to 891 and encodes 296 amino acids. NCBI's taxonomy places the organism in Eukaryota, Fungi, Basidiomycota, Agaricomycetes, Polyporales, Polyporaceae. The record is from RefSeq and is a predicted model, not a curated record. The transcript is spliced from 7 exons.
AUGUCGACCACUACAACCAACCCUGCCCCGCCCGAGCAGCCACAAUGGAACUUCCCUGUGUCUCCUGUGCCCGCGAACCCGCUCGGUGAGGGGAGGUUCAUCAAGACGGCCGCGGCCUUGAUCAUAGGAGACGAGAUCCUGAACGGCAAGACGUUGGACCGCAACUCGAACUACUUCGCGCGAUUCUGCUUCGAGAACGGAAUCGAACUGAAGCGGAUAGAGGUCGUCCCCGACGAGGAAGACGACAUCGUCGAGGCCGCACGCCGACUUGUCAAGACGUACGACUUCGUAAUCAGCUCCGGGGGCAUCGGGCCCACGCAUGACGACAUCACCUACGCGUCGCUCGCGAAGGCGUUCGACCAGCCGCUCGAGCACGACAAGGAGGCACUGCGGCGCAUGACCGAGAUGAUCAAGCACCGGCCAGACUUCGCGCAGCAGAACGAGGAGCAGCGCACCGCGCGCGAGCGCAUGGCGCUCUUCCCCGCGCGCGCCGAGGUGCUCUACAUCGCGCCGGACAUCUGGGUCCCCGUCGUACGUCUGGAGGGCAAGCUCUGCGUGUUCCCCGGCAUCCCGCGGCUCUUCCAGCGCAUGCUCGACGGCCUCGUGCCCUUCCUCCCGCUCCCGCCGCCCAGCGAGCGGCCGUUCCGCCAGCAGAUCUUCACCGAGCUCCCGGAAUCGUCGAUCGCGCCGUUCCUCACGACGCUGCAGGCGCGCACGAAGGAGGCGGGCGUGCGCGUCGGCUCGUACCCGCUGCUCAUGAAGGGCGUGUACGUGUCGCUGAUCGGACGCGACGCGGACGCGGUGCGCGUGCUCGCAGAGGAGGUCGCGCAGGAGCUGAACGGGCGGCUUGUGAGCGAGGAGGAGGCGCGGAAGGAGAAGGCGGCGUUGUAG